UUUCCAGCUUUUAUAUAAGGACUUGUGUGCAUGGUCUUAGCUAAAUCCAAUUCAUCAUUUCUCACCUCUCUUUUGCUAUCACAAACACACAUACUUGAUCAAAACUUUAGCCUCUCCCAGUCCAAAAAUCUCAUUAUCAACAAGAAUGAUGAUGAUGGAAAGUGAUUUAGGACACACGCUUAUGAAGGUGGCUUUGUUUGUUCUAGUACAAGCUUUGGUGUAUCUCAUACUUUCAAAGUCAUCCAGCAUCUUCUCCAAAGACACCAAGAGAUCAUUUAGUUUCAAACCAGCUCGGUCUGUAAGUAUUAACCGAAUUCUUGCUGCAAUUAGCGACAUGCCUGCUGGUGGCGAGCCGUCUCCUCGUCCAGGAGGCCUACAGUCUCCAAUCAAGGAAAAUUCAAAGCCUCAUGAUCACGCCUCUUAGGCCUUUUUGUUUGUUGUUGGUUUUGGUUUUCAUACAUACUUCCAUUAGUUUUUCUUUUAUACUUGUAUUAAUUAUUUGUGGCACAGCUUUGGCUGCUGGCUUCUAUAUUGUAAGAUUGGUUGUGUUGAUGUGUAAAUGAAUUAGACGGAUUCUUUGGUUC
Messenger RNA from Quercus robur (English oak), 584 nucleotides. RefSeq lists its product as uncharacterized. The record is from RefSeq and is a predicted model, not a curated record. Lineage: Eukaryota; Viridiplantae; Streptophyta; Magnoliopsida; Fagales; Fagaceae. The transcript has a single exon. The coding region runs from base 146 to 424 and encodes 92 amino acids.